Molecule: messenger RNA, 1492 nt
Organism: Rubroshorea leprosula
Lineage: Eukaryota; Viridiplantae; Streptophyta; Magnoliopsida; Malvales; Dipterocarpaceae
Source: the annotation of a GenBank genome assembly
AAAUCAACGUUCGUCUCCUGCGCAAACGGUGCCAACAGAAUCGAGGAAUAGAACCCAGAAAGCCAUGUCUUCCCUCAGUUCAUCUCUCCUUCAAGCUCCAACCUCUCUCUUCUCUUCGCCGCCGUGUUCUUCCACUCACAAAUCAUUCAAUUUCCAAUUCCCAAGUAUUUGUAGUAGUCGAAGGAGAAGAAGCUUCGUCCUGAGAUCAGCUGCUGAUGACGUCUAUGUCCUUGACCCACCACCACCACCUCCUCCUCCUCCGAGUGAAAAUAGCAAGAGUGAAGUGAUUGCUUCUUUGAAACUCAAGCUAUUGAGUGUUGUUUCUGGUCUGAAUAGGGGUCUUGCUGCAGAUGAAGAUGAUCUGCGAAGAGCAGAUGCUGCUGCCAAGGAGCUUGAAGCUGCUGCAGGACUGGUAGACCUCUCUGUUAAUAUUGAAAAACUUCAAGGGAGAUGGAAACUAAUAUAUAGCAGUGCAUUCUCAUCCCGGACUCUAGGUGGGAGCCGACCUGGACCGCCCACUGGAAGGCUACUUCCCAUAACUCUUGGCCAGGUUUGCUACCAUUCUCAUUUUAUCAUGGUGAACUCAUUUGUGACCUACUGAUAAACCGAGAUCCUAAGCUGUAUAUGCAGGUAUAUUAUGGUAAUUAAGCCAUUGAAAUAUGUGUUCCUCUGCGAUGUAUCAAUACUGACCAAAUUUACUUCGGUUAUCUAAUUUGAAGACUGGGAUUUUCUUAAAAAGUGUAUGAAUGUGAAUGUUAAGUGAUUUGGUUGGUAAGGCUUCCAAAGUAUCUCUCCUCAUAAUUUGUCACCAAAUAUCAUGCCUUUGAGCUUUUACUACCUGUAUUUCAGUUCCCAUCUUUCUUGAGCAAAAAAUUUGUUAAGAAUAUUAUCUGCUUACACCCUAUUGAACUUGUGUUUCUACUUAAUCUGAAGACUGAAGUGGAGUUAUAUUACACCUUUUUUCAGGUCUUUCAACGAAUUGAUGUCUUGAGUAAAGAUUUUGAUAAUAUAGUUGACCUUGAAUUGGGUGCUCCUUGGCCUCUGCCUCGAGUUGAAGUGACUGCCACGCUAGCCCACAAAUUUGAACUCAUAGAAUCUGCAAAGAUCAAAAUAACAUUCGAGAAAACAACCGUGAAGACCAAGGGGAACUUAUCACAACUUCCACCAUUGGAGAUACCCCGGAUUCCAGAUGCUCUGAGGCCUCCAUCUAAUACAGGGAGGGGUGAAUUCGAAGUUACCUAUGUUGAUACUGAUACCCGCAUCACCAGAGGCGAUAGAAGCGAGCUGAGGGUUUUCGUGAUAUCGUAACUCAUAAUUACAGGGAUGUGCAAUCUCUGUACCAUCAACCCCUCAAAUUCAAGCCAAGUCUUACAUAAUUUGCUGUCUCAUAUAUAAUGUUCUUGUUUUUGUUUUACCGUCCUUUUUUUUCAUCUUUGUAAACGUAUACACAACCCUGAUGGAAAGACAUUGCCAACAAAUUGUACAAAUGUAU